UGAAACAUAUGUAAAAGACAAAAAAUGUCCUAGAACAAGAUUACAUAAAUAUCUUCGAUCUAUAAAUAAGAAUCAACCUGAUGGAAUGCGUUGGAUUUUAUUUCAAGUUGGUAUCUUUGAUGAAGAAGUCCUUAAACAUGAUAUCUCAACAAUUACGACCGCAUUUAAUAGUCCAAGUCAAUAUAUUUUCAUAAAUAUUACGGUCAAAGAAGACUUGGCUCAAUUGGUAGUUGAAGCUAUAGUAUCAAAAGAAAUUGAACUCAAUAGAAAUUAUGUGGUCGGAGAUUUUGUCGCGCAUACAUUCUUAGGGCAUGUAUAUCAAGUUGCAAACAAUGGUGCUCCAUUAAAUUUACAUAUGCCAGCGGACAUAAGUGAAUUCGAAAUUAAUAAUCAAUUGCGCUUAUCUGGAAUUGUAUCUGCUAGACCGCUUCCGCGUAUACUCUAUCCAGGGUGCAGCAUCUUUCUUCAUAAACUUGGAAUUGAGGUAUCAUUCCAACAUGAUGCGGCGAUAUAUAAAAUACUAAAAUAUCAUCGUCGUACAUCCCUCAAGGAGUGGUUUCGUAAUAGAAUUCACUCCACUUCCUCCUCUUAAAAAUAUAGAUCAUUACAUAAGAAAAUUUUUAUUUUAAGGAAUUUUUUUUUAAAAA
Molecule: messenger RNA, 647 nt
Organism: Rhizophagus irregularis DAOM 181602=DAOM 197198
Lineage: Eukaryota; Fungi; Glomeromycota; Glomeromycetes; Glomerales; Glomeraceae
Source: RefSeq, a predicted model, not a curated record